ACUCUGAGCCCCGCGCCGCCGUCCCUGGCUGGCUUUGGCACCGGGCCCGACAACCCACGCCCGUCUCGGGGUUCCCCGUGCCCAGCGAUUGGCCAGGGGCUCCGGCGGCGGGCCACGACCGGGAGCCUUCUGCGGGACGGGUGCAGGGGGCUGGAGGUGGACGCGCACGGGGCCCUGCUGGUCACUGGCCUCCCCGAGGGUCAGGAGCCUGCGGCCAUGGAAGCCGUCCUGCGGCCGGCCUUGCGGCCCCUCGGCACGUGCAGGCUCCGGAACACCAGCGCUGGGAGCCGGCGCGGCCCGGCCGCCCUGGUGGAGUUUGUGGAGACAUCGACACGCCGCCACCCCAGGGAUCCGGCGGAGGACGGCGUCCGGAGGGUCCUGUGCCGGGAGCGCGAGGACUGGAAAGUGCUGCGGCGGAUGGGGCGCUUGCUGCUGGACGACGGCCCCGGCCCGGCAGGCGCUGAGGCCGGGACCCCUGGGGACACGCCCCCCCCCCCUUGGGAGGCCCAGGCCCAGGGGCAGGUGGCCAGGAGGGGCCGCCGGGGUGGCAGCAACAGGGCCAGAGGCAACCUGCUGGCCCUGGAGGGUAAGAAACGGGGCCGAGGAGGGGCGGCCGCGGCGCGGCAGGAGGCCGGGGGCUCUUCCGACGGGAGCCUGGGCGUCGUGAUCCGGGCCGUGGCCCGAGGCCGGGGCGGGGACGCCGAGCAGAGCGCGCUGCCCGCCACGCUGCGGGCCGCGGCCGGGGAGCUCGUGAAGAAGUGGGGCCUCCAGAGCGAAGUGGGGGCCCGCGACGGGCCCCGCGAGUUCUUGGCCCUGGUGACGGGGACGGACAAAGCCAAGAAAGAGGAGCUGGAGAAAGAGCCGCCCGGGGCGGAGUCCGUCGGCCUGAACCUCGAAGACGCGCGGAGCGGCCUCCCCGAAUCAGCGGCCCUGCUGGCGGCGAGGGAGGCCGGGGCGAGCAGCCCGGACCGCGGCGCUCCCGAGAGCGAGUCGCAGGAGAGCGGGACCUGGGAAGAGAUGGACAACCCCGAGUCUGGGGCCAUCGUGGCUUAUACGGAGCCCCCCGACCCCGCCGCGGAGGAGACGUUGAAAAUGGCUUCUGUGAUCCAGGCGCUGGGCUGGAACAGGAACGACAGGCGGGACGACCGCCCCCAGCUCGCGUCCGUCAUGGCCGAGGGCGCCUCGGGCACGCGGAAGGUGGAGGCGGCAGGUGGGGAGGUGGGCGCCAUGGUCCUGAGGAAGGCCAAGGGCGGGAACCUUCUGGAAUGCUUUUCCACCUUGGCUGAGCCGGAGGCCGUCCCCAAGGGAGGAGGGCGCAGCGUGGCCUCCUCCGAGGCCGGGUGGAGGACGAGGACGCGGAGGGGGCCUCUGGGGGAACCUGGAGGGGCGUGGUGGCGGAGGAGAAGGGAAACGCCCGGGGGGGGGGCGGGAAGUGCAAAUACGCCGGGGGCACCUGGGGGGGUGAUGGCGCUGCCCGCUGCGCGGGAGAACUUGGAGUCGGAGGAGUCGGAGGAGGGGGCGUAGGAAGGAGAAUCCCAAGAGGCGUCUGAGGCCGCGGAGAGCGAGGAGUCGGCGUCCCAGGACCCGGCGUGCAGGAGGCCGCGGGCCAAGCGGGCGCGCACAGGUCCGGCCGGCGGCGCUCGGGGCCCCGCGCCCUCAGGGGCUCGAACAGCCCGAGCGCGAGGCAAGAAAAAGAGGACCUGGGCGGCCGCUGGUGCCCACGCCGAGGUCGGCGAGACCAGGGCGCAGCCGCCCGCCGGCUCCAGAUCGGCGCGUGGGAAGAAGCCUCGGCGGGGCCGGAGGCUGCCCCCCAAGUGUCGCUAGGGGAGCCCAGAGCCCGCGAGGCGCAGAGCGCUGCCCCAACCUCCCGCCCGCUACUCGCUCCUGUUGCAGAGGCGAUUCCCCGCUGCGCCCGGACGGGGUCGCGACCGAAAUGGAGGGAAACACAAAAGCGACCCCGGGGGGGCGCAGUGUUGGUGUCGGGGGUCAUAGCGGGCGGCUUGGCGCAGGGUGCCCCCAUCCCUCCUUAGCACUCGGGUGAACGGCCCGGGGCAGGGCAGAACCAGUGGGGUAUUCUGGCUCUGAAGGUGUCAGGCCCUCGCUUCUGGCCAGGACCGCCUUCCCCAGCCCUUCCGCGGGUGAUCGCCUGGACGCGAUGGCGGCGCUGGGGCGUCCGUGCGCAGCUGACUGGAGGCUCAACCGGCCUCCCUAAGGUAUGAUGCCAGAAAGGGAAACCCCAGGGGGCGGGGCGCUUCUGGGGAAGGAGGGGAGCAGUGGCCACCACCACAGGGUGAAGGGGAGUGGGGCAAGUCCCGGCAGCCCCACUGGACACCCCCCAAGUCCUCUUGUCCUAUGUGUACCUGUCUCUGCAUUCCUGUCCCCAGGAGGUGGCCAGCCCUUGGGGACCCCUCACAGCCCCCUUGGGCUGUCCUAACCCACCUCUGGUCACUAGGUGUAGAAGCAGAUGCGGGUUCUGCUGCUGGUGGCUCAGAGGUGGCCCCUCCAGGCCGCAGCACCACCCUGGACAGGACGACCUCACCCGAGAACAGGUCGGCGGGCUGGGACGCAGCCCCCUCCUUGCUAGCACUGCUAGCCUUGGGGGUCUGGUCCUGGGCAGCUGCCAUGGGGGUGUGGUACAAGCCCUCCCCCUCCCCCCCCCACUAGGAGGUGUAGAUACCCCUUUCCCCAUGUCACCUGGAUCCUUCAGUAAAGUGA
Molecule: messenger RNA, 2715 nt
Organism: Talpa occidentalis (Iberian mole)
Lineage: Eukaryota; Metazoa; Chordata; Mammalia; Eulipotyphla; Talpidae
Gene: PNMA8B
Product: PNMA family member 8B
Source: RefSeq, a predicted model, not a curated record